GAAGAUUUUAACGUAGUAUAAAAAAUUUUAAGUUGAUAUGGUAGGUUGAUGGACUCAUGAGUGAUUUCUUUUUCUGGUUUUCUAUACUUUAAUGUUUGUACAAUUUGAAAGGUGACAACAUAAAACAUUGCAAAAAAACAUUCAAGUAAUAGCUAUUAAAUUUUACAGAACAGUUUGGUUAUUGACACUCCAAGAAUUAGAAAGCAAACAAGACCCUUUAGUGCCACAAAAGAUGAAUUGGCUGAAUUAUCUGAAGCUGAAAGUGAAGGUGAUAAAAAGCCCAAACUCUGGAGACCCUGUGAUCGUUCCAAUGGCUAUGGAAGAACUGAAUGCUUUAGAGUAGAGAAAAAUCUGCUAGGUUAUGGAUGGGGCCGAUGGAGAGAGAUUCUGUCUCAUGGCCGUUUUAAAAGGCAGCUAAAUGAGGAUGAUGUAGAAAUAAUUUGCCGAGCACUCUUAGCAUUAAUCCCUUAUUCACUAUCGAGGAGAUGAGAAAAUGAAAGGCUUCAUAUGGGAUCUCAUUACUCCAACUGAGGAUGGGCAGACACGAGAGCUACAAAAUCAUCUAGGUCUAUCAGCCCCUGUACCCAGGGGCCGAAAAGGAAAGAAAGUAAAGACUCAAACAAGUUCAUUUGAUAUACAGAAAGCAGAAUGGCUUCGAAAAUACAAUCCUGAGCAGCUACUUCAAGAUGAAGGCUACAAAAAACAUAUAAAACACCACUGUAAUAAGGUUUUGCUUCGUGUAAGAAUGCUCUAUUACCUAAAGCAAGGAGUCAUUGGAAGUGAGUGUCAGAAAGUAUUUGAUGGAGUUGAUGCAAGUGACAUUGAUGUUUCGGUCCCAGAACCAGACCACUCAGAAGUUCCUGCUGAAUGGUGGGAUUUUGAUGCUGAUAAGUCACUCCUUAUUGGAGUUUUUAAACAUGGUUAUGAAAAAUACAACACUAUCCGAGCUGACCCAGCACUGUGCUUUUUGGAAUGAGUGGGAAAACCAGAUGAGAAAGCAGUUGCUGCAGAACAGAGGGCAAAUGAUUUUAUGGAUGGGUAUGUGCAUUUCAGAAUCAUGAUUUUUCCAUAUAUCUCUAUCAACAUCAUCAUAUUCCAUGUCAGUGAUGUUUUUGUAAAUAAUGUAAAAGUAAGAGAAUUGGAGUUUGAAAUUAAAAGAGCUAAUGAUACUCUUAAUAGGUUAACACUUGUCCAACAAUGUGAUCAAGGAAGAGACUAGACCUACCCCACACCUAUUCUUGUGAUGAGUCCUUAAUUUACCAUUGUUAAUGGUCAUGGCCAUUAAAGCUAUAAAAUUCUAGGAGCAUAAGAGGGAAGAAGAAAGCCAAGAAUAUUACACUUUGAGAGAAGCAGGAUGUUCAUUUUAUCUGUUAUGUGGCCUUUAUUGUUUUUCUUACCACAGAGAGAAACUUUUUUGAGGUUAAUAAUACAUUUAAAAGUCAA
Manis pentadactyla (Chinese pangolin) is the source of this 1443-nucleotide messenger RNA. Its product is annotated as chromodomain-helicase-DNA-binding protein 9-like. NCBI's taxonomy places the organism in Eukaryota, Metazoa, Chordata, Mammalia, Pholidota, Manidae. The transcript has 6 exons. The record is from RefSeq and is a predicted model, not a curated record. The coding region runs from base 494 to 976 and encodes 160 amino acids.